AUGGCUAAGAAAACCUAUGAUCUGUUAUUUAAACUUCUUCUGAUUGGAGAUUCUGGCGUUGGCAAAACAUGUAUAUUGUUUAGAUUUUCAGAUAACCAUUUCACAACGACAUUUAUUUCAACUAUUGGUAUAGAUUUCAAAAUCAAAACAGUGGAACUUCGUGGAAAGAAAAUUAAACUUCAGAUUUGGGAUACAGCUGGUCAGGAAAGAUUCCACACAAUCACUACUUCAUACUACCGUGGUGCAAUGGGGAUAAUGUUGGUUUACGACAUAACAAAUGAAAAAACAUUUGAUGAUAUUGUUAAAUGGUUAAGAAAUAUAGAUGAGCAUGCCAAUGAAGAUGUUGAGAAGAUGAUAUUAGGAAACAAGUGUGACAUGGAAGAAAAACGUGUUGUUAGUAAAGAGAGGGGAGAAGCCAUAGCGCACGAGCACGGUAUCCGGUUCAUGGAGACAUCAGCAAAGUCCAACAUAAAUAUAGACCGGGCCUUCUCCGAGCUGGCAGAGGCCAUCCUGGAUAAGUCUGCAGGGCGCGAGGCGGACGCAGACCAUGCGCGCAUCGCCGUGGAGCGCCGCCCCUCGCGCGCGCCUCCUGCACGUGCCUGCUGCUCC
This is a messenger RNA of Brenthis ino (lesser marbled fritillary), 609 nucleotides long. The record is from the annotation of a GenBank genome assembly. NCBI's taxonomy places the organism in Eukaryota, Metazoa, Arthropoda, Insecta, Lepidoptera, Nymphalidae.